AUGCAUCACCUCUUCGGGCUGGUUUUGGCACAGAAGGACCUGUCCCGGGCAGGGGAUCUCUUCUCCCUGGAGGAUGCUGAGAUCGAAGGAAGCCUCUCUGAAGCUCUUGAACAGAUCAGAAUUAUUAGUUCAGCUGCAGACUACCAGACCAACGACAACGACCAGGCCGUGGUGGAGAUCUGCAUCACCCGCAUCACCACGGCCAUCAGGGAGACUGCCUCCAUCGAGAGGCACGGCAAGGCCCUGGUGGCUCUCUGGGAGUCCUGUCUGGAGCACAACCUGACACCCUCUGGCAAGGACGAGGAUGCCCCACAUGCCAAAAUUGCGUCUGACAUCAUGAGCUGCAUCCUGCAGAAUUACAACCAGCCUCCAGUGAUGGCCUUGGCUGUGCCAGUGGCAGUGAAAUUCCUGCAGAGGGGCAACAAGGAGCUGUGCAGGAACAUGUCCAGUUACCUGUCCUUGGCUGCCAUUGCCAAGGCUGAGCUGCUGGCUGAGCACACAGAAACCAUCGUCAGGAGUGUCCUGCAAGGGAACUCCAUGCUGCUGCGGGUGCUGCCCGCGCUCUACGAGAAGCAGCCGCGGCCGAUCCACGCCCGCCUGCGGGAGCUGGUGGCACCCAUGGCCCAGCUGGACCCGCCCGAGCAGCUCCACCUCCUCAGGCUCCUGCACACCGUGGCCAGGAAGAGAGAACUGGGGGUGCUGAGAGAGUGUUUGCCAUUUUUAUUUGAACACCUGAGGGACCCCAACCACAGCGAGGUGAUUCUAAACAUCCUUCUGGAAAUAUCCAGCUACGAACCUGCAGCCUUGGCCCCAUUCCUUCCCACGCUGAGGGAAAUUGGAGAGAGUUUUCCCAGUUUGAUUGGGCAGACAGCAAAGAUCUUCGGAGCUGUUGGACAUCUCGAUGAGGAGCGAGCCAGAACCUCCCUGCUGUAUCUGGUGAACCAGCUGGCCAACAUGGAGCACUCCUUUCACCACCUCCUGCUGCUGGAGAUCAAGAGCCUCACCGACACCUUCUCGAGCAUCCUGGGCACCCAGAGCAGGGACAUUUAUCGCAUGAGCAACAGCUUCUCUGCCAUCGCCAAGCUGCUGGCGCGGCAGCUCGGCACCGACGGCGCGGCGCCCGCCAGGAUGGAAAAGGACCCUGAGGCAGAAUGUCCUGCACCACUGGAUGAUUUAAAAUCUGUCAUGAACGGCAGUGAAGAAGAUGAAAAGCUGCAAGUUAAAAUCCAGGCUUUUGAAGAGAAAAUAAAUGUGGACAACAGCACCCCCGGCUCAGUGAGGAGAUACAGCCUGGGCCAGGUUUCUAAAGAAGAAAGGAAGGAUAUGAGGUUUAACAGAUCCAAGAGCCUGGCCCUGCACACGCUCCGGGUGAGGGGGCUGAGCUCGGAGGGAGGGCCGGACGAGGACAGUGGGGACAUCCCUGCUGGCAUCUCCUUCUCCGAGCUCUGCCUCAGCCAGGAGCAGCAGCAGGUGCCUUUUGGGGUGCAGCCCGAAGCAGGGCUCGUGGGGACCUGCCUGGUUUCACACCAGAGUGCUGAUCCCCCCCAGGCAGGCAGUCUGCCAGAGGUGAGCCCGGAGAAGGCUGUGGAGGGAAGGGCAGAGGCAGCCACGGGCCCUGUGGAGCACCAGGACAAGCUAUACCUGCACCUGAAGGAGAACCUGGGCAAAGUCAAGGAAUAUGUGAUGGAGAUGGGGAGGAGGAUUCCCAUCCCUGAGCAGUGUGUGAUUGAAGAUACUGUCCAAAGCUGUGUGGCAAAGCUGUUCUUCAGCUGUCCCCUGAAGGGCCACUACUGCCUGUACAGCAAAUCCAGCUUCACCCUGGUGAGCCAGCAGCCUCCCCUCUGGAUCCACAUCAUGUUCCUGUUCCAGCAGAGCCUGUUGGCAGAACCUUUGUCCAUACAAAGCAGCUCUGUGCAAGUCCUGAAGGCCCUGUGGGAGAAGACUCAGCUCGAGGGCACGCACAGCUUUGAGACUGCCAUGAUCCAGUCCACCUUCCCACACCAGAAGGAGCUGGAGAAUGUUCAGAUGCACCUGGAGGAAGUGAGGUUCUUUGAUUUGUUUGGCUACAGCGAGGAGGCAGGAGCCUGGCAGUGCUUCAUGUGCAACAACCCCGAGAAGGCAACAGGCAUCAACCAGGACGGGCAGCCCCUGAUGGAGGGCAAGCUGAAGGAGAAGCAGGUGCGCUGGAAGUUCAUCAAGAGGUGGAAAACGCGCUACUUCACCCUGGCUGGCAACCAGCUGCUGUUCCGCAAGGGCAAAUCCAAGGACGACCCCGACGAGCGCCCCAUCGAGCUGAGCAAGGUGCAGAGCGUCAAGGUGGUGCCCAAGAAGCGUCGGGACCGGAGCCUGCCCCGGGCCUUCGAGAUCUUCACGGACAGCAGGACCUACGUGUUCAAGGCCAAGGACGAGAAGAACGCCGAGCAGUGGCUGCAGUGCCUCAACGUGGCCGUGGCCCAGGCCCGCCAGCGCCACGGCCGCGAGGCCACCACCUACCUGUAG
Messenger RNA from Pyrgilauda ruficollis (rufous-necked snowfinch), 2499 nucleotides. It is a transcript of the gene VEPH1, whose product is annotated as ventricular zone expressed PH domain containing 1. Gene Ontology annotation, molecular function: phosphatidylinositol-5-phosphate binding. Gene Ontology annotation, biological process: regulation of signal transduction. Gene Ontology annotation, cellular component: plasma membrane. Lineage: Eukaryota; Metazoa; Chordata; Aves; Passeriformes; Passeridae. The coding region runs from base 1 to 2499 and encodes 832 amino acids. The transcript has 13 exons. The record is from RefSeq and is a predicted model, not a curated record.